Metopolophium dirhodum (rose-grain aphid) is the source of this 3192-nucleotide messenger RNA. RefSeq lists its product as uncharacterized. Bases 1 to 3192 code for a protein of 1063 amino acids. Lineage: Eukaryota; Metazoa; Arthropoda; Insecta; Hemiptera; Aphididae. The record is from RefSeq and is a predicted model, not a curated record. The transcript has 8 exons.
AUGCAUGGUAUCGUACCAGCUCAUCGUCAACCCUAUGCGCAGCUCAACCAACCGGUUGCAUCGAUCGAUGUUCAACCAGUACGACAGAGUGUCAUAAAGUUCGCGCCACGCGUUGCUCCACAGGGAGGCAUACAGAUUGUCCCUCAAAUUUUCGCCCCCAAUAUCCCGGUCGGUGGCUCAAACAUGGUGUCUGAGGACGAGAAUCACAUGGCAGAAAUGGACGAAUAUGAGAAACAGGACGCUAUUACAGAUUACGUUAUGGUUACAAACGGGGGUAAACGUGUUUCCACUGCCAAUACCGUAUCGGCUGUUAGGGCUAAAAAGACGCGGAUGAGUCUCGUGCAGUCACCAGACUUCGUCGAAAUUUCGUCGUCGGGUGGUAGGAAAAUUGUAUGGUACUAUGUUCGAAAUUUCAAUAAAAAUGAAAAAUAUACGGACUUUCUCAACUCACACGAAGCAGCUCUAUGCAAAUUAUUGGAAACGCGUGUCCAGGAGGGCCCUAUCAAAUUUAAUUUGAAACUUGAAGGGACUUAUAGCCGACCUAACGUUGAAAACUCGUCAGAGAAUAGGGCGUUCAAGACCUCAGCAAUAGAAGUUUUUUUGGAAACCGAUGUCAAACAGGUCGUGGAGGCGUCAUAUAUAAAGUUGUUGGGUGAAGAAGAGGUAUACCGGGGUAGAGGUAGCGGUUUCAGACUGGACACUAUCGAUGGGUUAUUGUUGGCUAUAUAUAAAUAUACACCUAUGAGUGCCUCGUCUUAUAUCGAGUUACCUAAAUCUAUUGAGGGGAGACGUGCUACCAUUAACCCGCAAAACACUGAUCAGCAAUGUUUCAAGUGGGCCAUUCUCGCGAGACAUGUGACAGGACUUGCCCCGGGGCGUGUCGAGGGAAAUUAUAGACAGCAAGAGGGGAGAUAUAAUUUUGAUGGUAUCACCUUCCCGACACCUAUGGCGGAUAUAAAGAUUUUUGAGAAGAAUAACCGGGGUGUCUCUGUAAACGUGUAUGGUCUCAGUCUUAAAACCAAAAAUCAAAAAUUUCCAAAAUACGAGGUGUUUCCGUUACGCGUUGCUGACGAUGAGAAACCAAAACAUUUUGACCUGUUGUUCAUCAGUAACGCUAGCGGGGCACAUUAUGUAUAUAUUUCGAAUUUCUCGAGGCUCGUAUCCCCGCAGAAGAAUAGACAUAACGGUCAACAAUUUUUUUGUAAACGUUGUUUUAUCAGUUUUGAUAAACAAAGCUUAAAAUAUAAACUGAACGGAGAGGCGGCCCUAGAAAAACAUAAGUUAAUUUGCGGUUCACAUAAACCCAUCUUACCUGAGAUGCCUAAAGCGGGGGAAUGUACAAAGUUUGAGGCCUGGAGGAGCACACAGAGACACCCCAUUGUAAUAUACGCGGACUUCGAGGCCUUGCUAGUCAAGGUUGACGAGAAGAAAGGUGUAAACACGGCAAUUGUACAGAGACAUGAGGCUAUGAGUUAUGGGUUCGUAGUUAAGGCGAGUGACGAUGUCCCACUCGAGCUAUUAACCGAGCACGGUAUAACUACAGACCCGGUAAUAUACAGAGGCAGCGAGGAUCGACCGGACGUGGCUUCUCAUUUUGUCGAGGCAAUAGUUGAAAUUAGUAGAAAGAUAGAGACCCUUUUGAAGACGAAUACCCCCACAAUUAUGAGUGAUGAGCAAGAAAAAACACACCAAGAGUGUACAACAUGUAAUUUAUGUAAGUGCAAUAUAGUGGGGGAUGAUAAAGUUAGAGAUCAUGAUCAUUUAUCGGGCAAAUUUAGGCAAACUCUAUGUUCUAAGUGUAAUUUAGCAUUACAGCAACCUAAAUUUGUACCGGUAUUUUUCCAUAAUCUGUCAAACUAUGACUCACACUAUAUAAUUUCUCAACUGGGUUUCGACACAAACUCGAUUACCGUUAUACCGAACAGUGAGGAGAAAUAUAUAUCUUUCUCUAAAUAUAUAAGUAGUAAGUUCGCUGUUCGGUUUAUCGAUACGUUCCGGUUUAUGGCGACAAGCUUGGAGAAAUUAGCCGCGAACAUGAUUACACCAUUAUUCGAAAAUUUCCGUGAGACAGCAAAACAUUUUGCCAUGGAAAAAUUGCCACUUGUAACUCGUAAGGGGGUAUACCCUUACGAGUAUACAGAUAGUUGGGAUAAAUUGAAUAUCGAUAGAAUACCGCGGAAGAGGGACUUUUAUAGCACGUUGACGGAGUCAGGGAUAACGGAGUACGAUUAUGAACAUGCUAAGGAGGUAUGGACUCAGUUUGAAUGUAAGACACUGGGGGAUUACAGUGAUCUUUAUUUGAAAGUCGACGUGUUGUUAUUGACUGAUGUAUUUGAAAACUUUAGAGAUUUGUGUAUGAAGACAUAUAAUCUAGACGCGGCUCAUUAUUUUACUGCCCCAGGUUUAAGUUUUGAUGCCUGUCUAAAGUAUACUGAGAAGAAGUUGGAGCUGUUGACCGAUUACGAUAUGUUAUUAAUGUUUGAGAAAGGUAUUCGUGGUGGAUUGGUUCAGGCGAGUAUGAGGUAUGCUAAGGCAAAUAACAAGAAGGUACCGAGGUACGACAAGUCAAAGUCGAAAUCGUGGUUAGUGUAUCAGGAUUGUAACAAUUUGUAUGGAUGGGCCAUGUCGCAGUACAUGCCCUAUGGUGGUUUUAAAUGGGUUAAGCCAGAGUUGGAAGGUUUGAAUGAUUUAACUCCAACCUCGGAUAUAGGUAGAGUCUAUGAGGUUGACAUUUCAUACCCGUGUAAACUUCACGACAGGCAUAAUGACUUACCAUUCUUACCCGAAAACAGUAUACCUAAAGGAUCCAAGGUACGAAAACUCAUGGCGACUUUCGAGGAUAAAAAAAACUAUAUCGUGCACUAUCGGAGCCUCCAGCAGGCUAUAGCCAAUGGUUUAAUAGUUGAAAAAGUGCACAGAGUUUUAGAGUUUAAUCAGUCGGAUUGGCUUGCCAAAUACAUCAAUUUGAACACGGAGUUACGAAAGAAAGCUAAGAACGAAUUUGAGAAGGAUUUUUUCAAGCUAAUGAAUAACGCUGUAUUUGGUAAAACUAUGGAAUCAAAGAGGAAACAGAUAAAAAUGGAGCUUGUAUCAUCUGAACAGAGGUUGCAAAAACUCAUAAAUAAAUCUAUAUUCAAACAUUGUAUAGAAUAUACAGAGACGUUGACAGGUGAUUUGCAGUACUGGACAUAA